Messenger RNA from Mesorhabditis spiculigera, 870 nucleotides. Lineage: Eukaryota; Metazoa; Nematoda; Chromadorea; Rhabditida; Rhabditidae. The record is from the annotation of a GenBank genome assembly.
AUGAAGCUGCAUUUUGGAUGUUACGAAGGGACAUGGUGCGAGGAGCAGAAUGCCUUUCCGAGUGAAAUCUUGGCCAAUGCCUCCCUGGCCCGCAUCUGCUACCCGCGUCCGUUAAAGACCUACAUCCUCGGCAAGGGCAGAUACAAGCCGUGGUGCACCGAUCCUCACGGCAAUCAGUUCGAGCCGAGGAAUGUGGCGAGUUGGGGAUGUAUGGUACUGCCGUUCUGCAAACUGGACCAACCAGGAGAAUUCGAUGAACAAAAAUACCUGAGACCUGAAAAGAUGGAUUGGUGCGACGCGGAGAAGUCGACUCACAAAGACCCGUGGUCACUCAACCCACCGUGCAAUCCGAUUCCGCAGUGUCGAGGAAAUGUCGAAGGACGUGCUCCGGAUACGAGGGAUUGGCGCAAGAAUCUGCUGUACUACCAGAAAAAUGUCGCCGGUGUCCCAUGCGUCGUCUACAAGCAGUGCAGUGCUUUGACGGAAGAGGAGAGGCUGAAAUACCAUUGCGUCGGCUCAAUCAUGACAACAAGUACGACAAAAGCCUCGACGACGACAACGGCAAAGACGACUGCAAAGACAACGACAGAGAAACCGAAUGACGGGCUGGGGGAUGAGGUCAUCUUGAUUGCAGCCUUGGGUGGCGGCCUCUGCGUGUUCAUCAUCGUGAUCAUCAUCGUGUUGUGCUGUUGUCUGAAAAAGAAGGACAAGGGCCCGAAGGGCAAGAAGCCGAUUGUCGAUGACAUGAUGAACGUCGGCGCUGGCUCGGCGGUCGUCGACCUCGACGUGACGCCGAUCAGCAACACCGAGGAGGGAGCAACGGAUGCUAGCGAAAGCACUGGCGCAAAGUGUAAGUGCUCUGCGAUAUUU